AGGAGACGGGCGGGGACGGGCGGGGGACCCACCGCCUCGCAGCUCGGGCCGCCGCGCUCACACACCGGGCCCGGCUCCCAAGGGCGCCAGCGCGGCCCCGGGGAGCGCCAGGAACCGGCGAGCGCGCGGCCUGCCGUUGGCGGCUUGGUCCGCCAACACUCUGCGCCCACCCGCCAGAAGGUGGGGAUCCCAGCCCCCGGAAAGAUGGUGUCCUGGAUGAUCUCCAGAGCCGUGGUAUUGGUGUUUGGAAUGCUGUAUCCUGCAUAUUAUUCAUACAAAGCUGUGAAAACAAAAAAUGUGAAGGAAUAUGUUCGAUGGAUGAUGUACUGGAUUGUUUUUGCUCUCUAUACUGUGAUUGAAACAGUAGCAGAUCUAACAGUUGCUUGGUUCCCCUUGUACUAUGAACUUAAGAUUGCUUUUGUCAUAUGGCUGCUCUCUCCCUAUACCAAAGGAGCAAGUUUACUAUAUAGAAAAUUCCUUCAUCCACUUCUGUCUUCAAAGGAAAGGGAGAUUGAUGAUUAUAUUGUACAGGCAAAGGAACGAGGCUAUGAGACGAUGGUCAACUUUGGACGGCAAGGUUUAAACUUAGCAGCUACUGCUGCUGUCACUGCAGCAGUGAAGAGCCAAGGGGCAAUAACUGAGCGGUUACGGAGCUUCAGUAUGCACGACCUAACAGCUAUCCAAGGGGAUGAGCAUGUGGGACAAAGACCGUACCAACCUCUACCGGACACAAAAAGGAAAAGUAAGCCAGCCUCCAGUGAAUCAGGUUAUGGAAUUUCACUGAAAGACGGUGAUGAGAAAACAGAUGAAGAACCAGAAGGGCCAUAUUCAGAUGAUGAGAUGUUAACACACAAAGGCCUUCGAAGAUCGCAAAGCAUGAAAUCUGUGAAAACCGUGAAAGGCCGCAAAGAGGCGCGGUAUGGCUCACUAAAAUAUAAAGUGAAGAAGAGACCACAGGUGUAUUUUUAGUCACAUACACUUCAAGCAUCCCAAGACAAAUGCUAAUACAUCGGGGGUUUUUCUAAUACUAUAUAUUCAGGAUUUACUCAUUAAAAUAGUUGUUUAAAUUGUGGCAGCGAUAGAGUUUACUUUCAUCAAUUUAAAUACUUUAACAAUUAUUUUCAAAUCUUCACUAUUAAAGGUAGUUAGGCAAAACAUAUAUAUAUAUAUAUAUAUAUAUAUAUAUAUAUAUAUAUCAGAUAAUAAUAGAAAAUUGUGUUACAUCUUUUCAAAUUCAUCAACAAGAUGGAGGGCCUGGGAUAGAAGAGGAAGCACAAACCUACAGUAUACUUGAAAAGGUCUUUUUAUGGUUCAAGAUACAUCAGACUUUGUGAUACUGUAUUGUUUACCUCCAUUUAUGUUAUAGCUAUCACAUGAGGAUAGUGAUUAAAUAGGCCUCUGAUCCAGCAGUGGGAGGACAGGGGCAUAAUGUGAGAUAAAGUAUGUUUGAUAUAGUCUUUAAAUUUUUACUUUUUUUACUACUUUAUAGUUUUUCCACCAUCAACUGAAAGUUUUCAAAACAAAUAUUUGAGAACCAGGUAUCCACAUAGUACUUUUAUUCCUGACUAGUUUUGCACACUUGAAAAUUGUUUACUUAUUUUAUGACUGUACAUUUUAAGUUUUUUUGACACUCUAUUAUUUGUCGUAUUCCGACAUGUCAAAUUUAUGCCUCGAAUUACAUCAUCUCCUUUCCUAUGGGUUCCACUUGUUAAAUUUGCUUGAUUUAAAUCUUAAAAUAUAUUAAUAUUAAAAUACAGUUAAUUGUUCAAUUCUAGCUAUUUUUAAUUAUCUUCUUUACAAAUUAGAAAUUAUUUUAAACAUUAACCAGUUUUCGAUAUUUAGCUGUACAUUGUAGUUGAACUUAGUAUGUUUUUGUUAACACUGGUUACAUUUUCACCUCUUAAAAGUGGUAGCUUUUGUGAAAUAGAGUCUGAGACCAGUACAGCACUUAGGUCUCUUCUAAUUCAUGAAUAUACAACCAGUCCAACAGCCAAUCCAUUCCCAAGCUGGGCACUUAUAUGUGCUGCUGAUUUAUAAAUCUGGCAUUAACUAAAAUCAUUUUAAUCACUUCCCUUCUGGGGAAUAAUUUCCUGAAGAUAGAUGCCAAUGCAAAAUACAGAUGUUAAUCUUACCAUAUUAGAAGCUUAGAAAAAUAAUCAUUUUUUAAUCCAAGAUAUUUUGAGUUACUGGACUUUGAGGCAUUUUUAGGUUGCAUUUAUAGCUAUGCAUGAUGAACUCUAAAUCAAUGUAUUUCUGGUGAUGGUUUCAUGACCAGUAAUGAAAUUUGUACGAUUAUACUUGUUCAGGUAAUUUACUUGGCGAUUCUACUUGUUUGUCCAAAAAAAAAAAACAAUGAGAGAUUUGUGAGGUCUUUGACUUUUCUACCUUUUAAGAAAUGAAGCCAGCUGGCUUGUGUAUUCAGGACAGGACCUCCUCAGAGUGUUGGCAGAGAACAGAAUAUUUACUCAGGAGCACCUUACAUAAUUCUGACAUUUCUCCGAUACUAGUCUUAAAAUAUUUUCUAAAUUAUCUCAGAUUCUUAAUAAUAUAACACUAACUAAAAAUUUAUUUGACUUCUUUUCUCCCAAAGUUUAUUUCUAGGAGUAUCUUCAUCUGCUUUUACCUUGACUAAUUUUUAGCCUCUUAGUUUCUGGAAAGACUCUUUAAUUUGUGUUAAAAAUUCCUAUGAAUCUUUAUUAUAAACCCUUGGGAGAGAGUUUCCUUUAUCUUGCGUAGUCCUAGACUUAUCCAUAUAAAUGCUAUGGCCAUGCUUGUCUUUCCUGCACAAAGAAGGCAGUGUCAUCUCAAAUUGCCUGACAAGGUCAUGUCAGUGACUUCGUAUCAAACACAUUACCUGUGGAGGCUGAUGUGCACCAUUUAAUUUUUUUUCAAGUCUAAUCUCAUUAUUAUUCCUAUUCUUUAAUCAUAGUAAACUCAUAAAUACUCUUCUAAAUUGGAGGAAUUAUGUAUUCUCUACACUUAUAGAAUCAAAACGUUUAAAGACAACCAUUUCAAAGAGCUAAUGCAAGUCCUCUGUUUAAUUGUCUCUUCACACUUACAAUGCUUCCUCUGAUAUGUUUUUGCUGUCAUAUCCUUAUACACUGUGAUGUCAUUUUGCUGUUCUAUCAUUUCCUUUCUCUCCUUUUCUUAUAUUUCUUAAAUUUUGCUUUUCUCUUAUGUAUGUUUUUGCAUGCCCUUUCCUUUGAACUUUGUAUAAGCUUAUACAGUUUUGUUUCUUUUAAGGUAGAGCAGGUUAUUUUUUGUUUCUCUGCUUUUAAGUCCACUGCUUUUAAAAGAGGUAAAUUUAUCCUUAGACCUCAGUGCCUUGCUUUCCUACCACCACCACUUGGUGAAUGGGCAUCAGAUGCUGCAUAAGCCUAUUUAGGGCACUGUUUUGGUAGCUGUUAAAAUUUAUCCAGAAACUGUAGCCAUUGUUUUAUUUUAUUACAUAUGCAUUCAACUUGUUCACUAAUAUUAACUAUAUCCAAAGUUUGUAUGUAAGAAUUGAUCUAUUCUUCAGUUUACCAUAUUUUUUCUGGUAUAACAAUGAACCAGAAAUAAGCCUGAUUGCUAAGUAAUUAAUUAUGUAAACCCACCUAGGUCCCACAUAAGAUUUCCUCCACACACUUGAUUAUAUAUAUGGAUUUGGCUAGAAAAUGAUACUGCCAGCAUUACUAAUUAUAAAUACUUGACUACACAGAUUGAUGGAACAAAAUUAUUAAAGUGUUUUCAGGGAACUUAAUCCAUAUGUCACCACCAAAGAUUUCUACAGUGUUAUAAAGUAUGUAAAUAUUCCAAAUUUCUGUAAGACAUUGGUUAGAAAAAUAAUUUUUUCUUUCUUUUUUUUUUUUUUAUAACAUUUUAUGCUUCUGGAAUGCUUGAACUUUUGUGUUGUUAAAAAUAAUGCAAUACUAUCUUAAAUAUCAGUACUUUGUAUUUUUAAUUGGAAUGGACUAAAUUUUUAUUCUGAUUUUCUUUUAUCAGGAAAAUUAAGGAGUCAGUAUCUAUUGAAAAGCAAUUUCCUGUUUUCUCCUAUGUAGACUAAUUGAUUUGCAAAGCUACUAGGUAAAUUUUUAGAUCAUUGUUAAGGUGGUAUACAGUAUAUAUUUCUUGGUAAAUAUCAUUUAAGAGUAAAGCUUUCUGAAAGUACAGCUUUUUUUCUAAAUGUUUUUAAGAUUUAUUUUUCUGUAGUAUCCUACAGAUUUAAUGUGUUUUGAUUCUUUAAACAUUGACCAUGAAUUAACAUUUUUCUCUUCUGACACCUUUUAAAUCUAUAUACUUUAAUAGUUAAGAUAAAGCAGCUUUGCAAUUUUUUAUCUCUUUGUAAGGCUAUCUUUAGGCCUAGUAUGGGGGUAAUUUUACAAAUGUGUUUUUGAAAAUUUUAAUAUAAAAUAAACUCGUUUUAUUAGUGA
Molecule: messenger RNA, 4412 nt
Organism: Hipposideros armiger (great roundleaf bat)
Lineage: Eukaryota; Metazoa; Chordata; Mammalia; Chiroptera; Hipposideridae
Gene: REEP3
Product: receptor accessory protein 3
Exons: 8
Coding region: 205-969 (254 amino acids)
Biological process (GO): endoplasmic reticulum tubular network organization
Cellular component (GO): endoplasmic reticulum tubular network; cytoplasmic microtubule; endoplasmic reticulum membrane
Molecular function (GO): microtubule binding
Source: RefSeq, a predicted model, not a curated record